AGAAAAGAGACCUUGGAUGGCCACCCGGCGCAUCGUUUGGCCUACACAAAACGGCAAAAAGCAUCAUCCUAUCGAUGGAAUCCUUCGCCCACAAGGAAAGGGAGAUUGUUUAGCCUCCAAGAUAACCACUACUAGGCACUGAUUAGACAGAUUGCUUUGCUAGAUGCCUCGUUUCUGCAGCGGUUCUCUUCUCGCUCGCUAAUUAAUCAACGGCCGCCAAGCAGAGCAGAGCAGGUUGGUGGUGGUACAGUGGUACAGAGAAUUCAGAGUUCAACAUUCACCCAGGCGCGAAUGUGCGGGGCAAAAGGAAGAAACAAAGCGAGACGUCAACCUCAGCCCAGUAGUGAUGUGCCACCUCUCCGAUGCCCAUCAUAUGCUGCCCGGCCUAAUCCCAUCCUCUUCUAUUCUUUCGACGCGCCAACCAACCUCAGAGGAAAGUGAGUGAGCGACCGAGCUCUCCUAGCUCAGCUUAGCUAGGCUUCUUCUCAGCUACCUCUUGCUCUCUCGCGAAUUCAUCGAUCUCCAGACUUGCGGAUCAGGCGCCCGGCCGGUGUCGAGCUCCAUCGAUCGGCGCCAUGGCGUCCAUCGUCGUCAUCGCGCUGGUGCUCAUCCUCGACCUCCUCGCCUUCGUCCUCGCCAUCGGCGCCGAGCGACGCCGGAGCAUGGCGUACGUGAACGUGGACGACGUCGGGAGGGCCUACUGCGUCUACAGCACGGACGCCUCCACCUGGUACGGCGUCGGCGCGCUCUCGCUGCUCCUCGCCGGCCAGACCCUCGCCAUGGCCGCCAGCAGGUGCUUCUGCUGCGGCCGCGCGCUCUCGCCCGGGCGGUGGCGCGCCUUCUCCGGUGUCUGCUUCGUCAUCUGCUGGCUGACGUUCGUGAUCGCCGAGCUGUGCCUGCUGGCCGGGUCGGUCCGCAACGCGUACCACACAAAGUACAGUGGCUACUUCAUCAACGGGCCGCCCCACUGUCACAUGCUUCGCAAGGGCGUGUUCGCUGCCGGCGCCGCCUUUACCUUCCUCACGGCGCUCUUCACCGAGCUCCACUACAUCUUCUACGCUAAGGCCCGCUCCGCCGCCGCUGCCACCCCUCCCAUUAUCCAUGGAGGCGGCAUCGGCAUGACCCGCAUCUGAAGGAUCCACAUCCACCUUGACAACCUUCCCGCAGCGUGUGUUUGUGUGACAGGUGUGUUGAACAUUGUAUAAACUAGUUGCCUCGUGGAUUGAUGUAUGUACUGAUCCCGUCUAUGAGACUCUGUUGAGAUCUUAAUAGAGGUUAUACCCAUUAAAAAAUGAUUUAGAGAAGAA
Messenger RNA from Lolium perenne, 1307 nucleotides. RefSeq lists its product as uncharacterized. The record is from RefSeq and is a predicted model, not a curated record. NCBI's taxonomy places the organism in Eukaryota, Viridiplantae, Streptophyta, Magnoliopsida, Poales, Poaceae.